UUGUAUUAAAAAUGGUUAGUUUUCUUCUUCUUUUUUUACAAAUAGAUUUAAGGUGAAUCAUUUGUACAAAAUAUGAUCAAUUUAUCUUUAAAAAAAAAAACUUACAAAAAUUUUUCUUCUCUUAACGAGAAACAUUUUUCUAAGUAAUUUAUUAUCUGUAUUUUAUAAUCUUCUUUCCUCUUAUGCAAUGAUAAUGUUUAUGUUAACGAGUGUAACGAUGUUCAUUAGCAUUUAGAAAUAAUGUUUUUGUUAUUUUUAAUAUUUGUGAAAGAAAAAAAAAAAGAAGAAGAAAAGUGGAAAGAAUGAAAUGAUACACACCAUUUGAUGAGAUCAAUUAGAGUGAUUAUAUGAUCUAAUUUCGACAUUUGGUUAAUAAUUUCAUUUAUUUUUCAACGUUUAAUGUAAACAUCUUCGUAUUUUUUUUUGAGAAAAAAAACAACAACACAGUAACGGAAAAAAUGUUUAAUUUAAUUAUACAUACAUACGUCGAGAGUGAAAUGUUAUUGUUGAUAUAUUCAUUUUUAUUUUUACCUUAAUUGAGUUUAUUAUCUGACAAGUUAAAAACAUCUUCUCAUUUUCUUUUUCUAUUCUUAAAAUGUGUUUGUCCAUCUGUACUCCUCCCUCUUCUUGGUCAUUUAUAUAUGGCAAUAAUGACACUUCAUUAUUAACGUAUAUAUUUAAAUGUAGUGUAUUUAUCACAUCUAACUUUAACUAAUUACAUGAACGGAUGGAAAGACACAUUAUAAUAACACUAGUGUAUAUAUAUAUUGAGAGAAAAAAAUAAAAACAAAAAAAUUGUAUAUAUAAUCUAUCAAUAAAUGUUUCAUAUUUUUCAAUGAAUAUAUGAAAAUUAUCUUCCAUAUGUUAGAAUAAUUAUAAUUCAUAUGAUUCAAUUCUAUAAAACAAAAAUAUUUUAUUAAUAAAAUGAUUUAAAAUCAAAAACAAAAAAACUUCUUGACUUCAUUUUUAUUUAUUUUUUUCAUUUUUUUCAUUUUUUUUCUAGGUAAAUCGACCAAUGUCAAUGAAAAAAGAAAAUAUUCAAACACGUAAUCGUAAACCAAAUUCAAAACGUAAAGAUAAAGAUCAAUUUCCCUAUUUACUAAUGAAAAGUGAACCACUUGGUAGUUAUCAUCAUCAUCAUCAUCAUCAUCAUUCUCAUUCAACUACGCCUUAUUCAUCAUCAGCUGCCAUGUCUGCACUUAACAGUUUACGUCCGUUUGCUGCCGCUGCUGCAGCAGCCGCCAAUUUUUCAACAUCAUCUUUUAUUUCACCAUCAAAACAGUAUUUAACAAAUGAUAAUUAUUUAUCAAACAAUCCAUAUCUUAGAAAUACAUCAUUUCUUGGCACUUGA
Molecule: messenger RNA, 1351 nt
Organism: Didymodactylos carnosus
Lineage: Eukaryota; Metazoa; Rotifera; Eurotatoria; Philodinida; Philodinidae
Source: the annotation of a GenBank genome assembly